Molecule: messenger RNA, 3479 nt
Organism: Rhinolophus ferrumequinum (greater horseshoe bat)
Lineage: Eukaryota; Metazoa; Chordata; Mammalia; Chiroptera; Rhinolophidae
Gene: SRGAP1
Product: SLIT-ROBO Rho GTPase activating protein 1
Exons: 22
Coding region: 190-3447 (1085 amino acids)
Biological process (GO): signal transduction; negative regulation of cell migration
Cellular component (GO): cytoplasm
Molecular function (GO): protein binding; GTPase activator activity
Source: RefSeq, a predicted model, not a curated record
GCCAGCGCCCGGGUUAAUCUAGUCCCUCGCUCGCUCCUUUUUUCCUUCUCUCCCUCCUCCUUUGCCUCCUGUCGGUGCUGCCUCUGGGUUCCCUGCGUGUGGGAGUACAACUCUGCCUCUCCAAGGAGACUGGUUUGUGACCACCUAACCUAACUUGCCCAUUGAUAGCAAACCCAGAACAGCUGGAUAAUGUCCACUCCGAGCAGAUUCAAAAAGGACAAAGAGAUCAUAGCCGAGUAUGAAAGUCAAGUCAAAGAAAUUCGAGCUCAACUGGUAGAACAACAAAAAUGCCUGGAGCAGCAAACCGAGAUGCGAGUUCAGCUUCUCCAGGACCUGCAAGAUUUCUUUCGGAAAAAAGCAGAAAUUGAGACGGAAUAUUCUCGGAACCUAGAGAAGUUAGCGGAAAGGUUCAUGGCAAAAACCAGAAGCACUAAGGAUCAUCAGCAGUACAAGAAAGACCAGAACUUGUUGUCUCCAGUGAACUGCUGGUAUUUGCUCCUGAACCAAGUGAGGAGAGAAAGCAAAGACCAUGCAACCUUGAGUGACAUCUAUCUGAACAACGUGAUUAUGCGCUUUAUGCAGAUAAGUGAGGAUUCCACCAGGAUGUUUAAAAAGAGCAAAGAGAUUGCAUUCCAACUUCAUGAGGAUUUAAUGAAGGUUCUUAAUGAGCUAUACACGGUGAUGAAAACAUACCAUAUGUAUCAUGCAGAGAGCAUCAGUGCAGAGAGCAAACUGAAAGAGGCCGAGAAACAAGAAGAAAAGCAAAUUGGGCGAUCUGGUGAUCCAGUCUUUCAUAUUAGACUCGAAGAGAGACAUCAGCGGCGAAGCUCUGUAAAGAAAAUUGAAAAAAUGAAAGAAAAGAGACAAGCAAAAUAUUCGGAAAAUAAGCUAAAAUCGAUUAAGGCACGGAAUGAAUAUCUCCUAACACUUGAAGCAACCAAUGCCUCAGUUUUCAAGUAUUAUAUUCAUGAUCUUUCAGAUUUAAUUGACUGCUGUGAUCUUGGCUACCAUGCAAGUCUUAACAGAGCCCUAAGAACAUACCUGUCUGCGGAGUAUAACCUUGAAACCUCCAGACAUGAAGGCUUAGACAUCAUUGAGAAUGCAGUUGACAGUUUGGAGCCCAGGAGUGAUAAGCAGAGAUUCAUGGAGAUGUACCCCGUUGCCUUCUGUCCACCAAUGAAGUUUGAAUUUCAGUCUCACAUGGGUGAUGAGGUGUGUCAGGUCAGCGCUCAGCAGCCGGUCCAGGCGGAGCUCAUGCUCAGGUACCAGCAGCUACAGUCCCGACUGGCCACGCUCAAAAUCGAGAACGAGGAGGUUAAGAAAACGACUGAAGCCACCUUGCAGACAAUACAAGAUAUGGUCACAAUCGAGGACUAUGAUGUUUCUGAAUGCUUUCAGCACAGUCGCUCCACAGAGUCUGUGAAAUCUACUGUCUCUGAAACCUACCUGAGCAAGCCCAGCAUCGCUAAGAGAAGAGCCAACCAGCAGGAGACUGAGCAGUUCUACUUCAUGAAACUCAGAGAAUACUUGGAAGGUAGCAAUCUCAUCACAAAACUUCAAGCCAAACAUGACUUGUUGCAGAGGACCCUUGGAGAAGGUCACAGAGCUGAGUAUAUGACUACAAGGCCUCCAAAUGUUCCCCCUAAGCCCCAGAAACACAGGAAGUCCAGACCCCGCUCACAGUAUAAUGCUAAGUUGUUUAAUGGGGAUUUGGAAACGUUCGUCAAGGACUCAGGACAGAUCAUCCCCCUCAUUGUGGAAAGUUGUAUUCGGUUCAUCAAUCUCUAUGGUCUUCAGCAUCAGGGGAUUUUCAGAGUGUCUGGUUCCCAGGUGGAGGUCAAUGACAUUAAAAAUUCAUUCGAGAGAGGUGAAAACCCUUUGGCUGAUGAGCAGAGUAACCACGAUAUUAACUCAGUUGCUGGCGUUCUGAAGCUCUACUUCCGUGGGCUGGAAAACCCCCUCUUUCCUAAGGAAAGAUUUAAUGAUCUGAUUUCUUGUAUCAGAAUAGAUAAUCUCUAUGAGAGGGCGCUUCACCUCCGCAAAGUCCUCCUGACCUUGCCCAGGUCGGUCCUUAUAGUGAUGAGGUACCUCUUUGCCUUCCUCAACCAUCUUUCACAAUACAGUGAUGAGAACAUGAUGGACCCUUAUAACCUGGCCAUUUGCUUUGGCCCAACAUUGAUGCCCGUCCCAGAAAUACAGGAUCAAGUGUCUUGCCAGGCUCAUGUGAAUGAAAUUGUCAAAACCAUCAUCAUCCACCACGAGACUAUUUUCCCAGAUGCUAAAGAGCUGGAUGGCCCUGUUUAUGAGAAAUGUAUGGCUGGAGACGACUACUGUGACAGCCCCUACAGUGAGCACGGUACGCUGGAGGAAGUGGAUCAGGACGCUGGCACAGAGACCCACACCAGUGAAGACGAGUGUGAGCCAAUAGAAGCCAUAGCCAAGUUUGACUAUGCUGGGCGAUCCGCCAGAGAGCUGUCCUUCAGGAAGGGAGCCUCCCUGCUGCUGUACCACCGAGCAUCCGAGGACUGGUGGGAAGGAAGGCACAACGGGAUUGAUGGGCUGGUGCCUCACCAGUACAUCGUGGUGCAAGAUAUGGAUGACACAUUUUCCGACACUCUGAGCCAGAAAGCCGACAGCGAGGCCAGCAGUGGACCAGUCACUGAAGACAAGUCUUCAUCCAAGGACAUGAACUCCCCAACAGACCGUCACCCGGAUGGGUAUUCAUCCAGACAAAGAAAAAGAGGAGAGCCACCCCCUCCAGCAAGGCGUCCUGGCAGGACCAGUGAUGGUCAUUGUCCCCUCCACCCCCCUCAUGCUCUUUCCAACUCCUCAAUUGACCUGGGGUCCCCAAACCUGGCCAGUCACCCCCGAGGUCUGCUGCAGAACCGUGGCCUCCACAAUGACAGUCCUGAGAGGAGACGCCGGCCAGGCCAUGGCAGCCUCUCCAACAUCAGCCGGCACGACUCCCUCAAGAAGAUCGACAGCCCUCCUAUUAGAAGGUCCACGUCAUCAGGGCAAUACACAGGCUUCAAUGACCACAAGCCACUGGACCCAGAGACAAUCGCUCAGGAUAUUGAAGAGACGAUGAACACUGCUUUGAAUGAACUCCGAGAACUGGAGAGACAGAGUACAGCAAAGCACGCCCCUGACGUGGUUCUGGAUACCUUAGAACAAGUGAAAAACUCUCCCACGCCAGCCACUUCCACGGAAUCUCUCAGCCCUUUGCACAACGUUGCCCUCAGGAGCUCAGAGCCUCAGAUCCGACGAAGCACUAGCUCCUCCAGUGACACAAUGAGUACUUUCAAGCCCAUGGUGGCACCCAGGAUGGGUGUGCAGCUGAAGCCUCCAGCCCUCCGGCCGAAACCUGCUGUUCUUCCAAAAACAAACCCUACCAUAGGACCUGCACCUCCCUCCCAGGGUCCGACAGACAAGUCUUGCACAAUGUGAAAAACAACUGAGCAAGGUUAUACGGGGAGGUG